UGCCUCAGCGCUGAGAGCCAGGAGAGACUGAGAGGAAGCCAGAACAGACACACCAGCAGGUGCUUGGAUAAAAAAAAAACAAGCCACACAGUGGAAUAGAAAUAGGAUGCUCUUCAGGGGAAAGUGUUUUUAAGGAUAAAAGAAGAGCAGAAAAUUGUCAGACAGCAACAAAGCGGUUUCUCUUUUCCUCAACUGGAGUACAGAACACAGUUAUCUGCAUUUGGAGCCGUCUCUACUCUCCUUCUCUUGGGUUUUUUUCCUUCCUUGGACCAUCCUCCUCCUCCCGUCCUCCUCAGACAGACAGUGCCACCAUGGAAACAGGGAGCCCGAGGAAGAUACAGUUCACCGUCCCUCUACUGGACACCCACCUGGACCCGGAGGCGGCUGAACAGAUCAGACGACGCAGACCCACACCCGCCACUUUGGUGGCGUCCAGUGACCAGUCAUCGCCUGAAAUAGAUGAAGACCGUCUCCCAAACCAGUUGUACAAGGCAGCCUUGUUGAACUCCCCUCGACAACGACGGAAAGGCCAAAAGGGAACGCCAACCAUGAAAGAGCUGCAGUUCCUGGUGGAGCACCACCUGUACAGGCAGCAGCAGGGAGCUGGGGACGAGUGCUCCUCGGAGAGCUGCCUGUCAGACCGGCCCAGCCCGGACUCCGUUCCCACCGGAGAGGAGCUCCCGCACGACGACGAGGCCACGGCCGAGGCCUUUGAGAAGCUGCGCUGCCAAAUGGAAGAGUUUUCCCGGGAGAGCCUGGAGGCUGCGGGUGGACUCGAGUGCCCCCUCUCCAAGGAGGACGAGGACGGCUCCUGCGCUGAACGUGUAGCAGAUCCAUCAUUGCAACUGAACAACACGCAAGCAGACACAAAAGCCGCAGCGCCCAGCGCGAGUCAGCCGGCAGGGAAGAAGACAAAGAAAUGCAACCUGGACAAAGACAAAUAGUCCCGCGUCCAAGCCCACGCUGCCCAGUCUGUCCAGCCAGAAGAUUGUGCUUGCAUUUACACUUUUUAGAAACAUCAGGGCAUCUAUAUUCCUACAGUCAGGCCUUAGUUACCACCUUGACAACAAAUAUUACGGUUUCUACACUUAUUUUGGGUCUCAACUCUGGUGUGAAGGGACAAUUAUUUAAAUGUAAGUUGCUUGUUUCUUAUUGCUCCCCCUGCACUAACAUAAAACCUACAGUAGCUACUGGAGUUACUGUAUGAACCAGAUUGGAAGUCACAGCACUAAUGGAACAGUGUUUUCCUGCCUCAGUCACACGUUCGUCGUCAGAAGCUAUCUCAACACACAAUGUCUCCUCAUUCAGUGCUCAAAGCCAACAAAUGUUCUCUUUACAAUCCAUUCACAUAGGUUUAGUAUCAAAAACGUGCCAUGACAUCUGCAAUUGUAGUUUCAGUGUAAAGCAAUAAUUUAUAUUUUGUUCCUUAUGGACAACCGCACCUGAAAUAUAUGAGAUGACAUAAAUUAGCAUAUCCGAGUUGACAGACAGACAUUGACAUGUUUGUGUCUCGCUGACAGCGCCCCUUCAGGUCGUCUUCUGAAUUGCAGACAUAUGUCCCUCAGAAUGGAGCAGGUCUUGUCCUGCACCUCCGCCUGUUGCUUCUGUGACCCAACAAACAUCCAGCAACGGACGAGGCCACUGCCGACACCGGCUUUUACACUAAUUAUGUAAUUAGCUGGUCAGCUGCAACACACUGGACGGCGUAUACAGCAAACGUGGUCCAUUUAGACGCUGGUAUGCGACAACACAGCCUGUCUGUGACGUGUGAGCCACUACAUGUUUAUUUAUGUGUGCGGUUCCCUGGCAGAGCUCAAUCUGCUACCGAAGCUGCUGUGAGUCAGACACAAACACAAGCACAGCUGCUGGGAAAAAAAAUCCACAAGGUCUCCUUCUUAUUUUUGGCCCUGUUACAAAUGAACAAUAAAUUGCAAUUGCAAACAGGUGCAACAAGCCACUGACAACCAGGUAAAAGGACAUCUAGAACUCUGUGUUUCUUAAAACCCCUUGUUGCACGGCACUGAAUGUAAAGGGACUGAACGUGAACCUACACUAAUCAGCAGUGUUAUGGCCCUGCACACAACCAGCAUCACUUCCCCCACGUUGACCCCAACAUUAACAGCACCAGCUCCACCUACUGUUGUGGCCGUUGGGCAGAAUCCAGACAUUUAAAUACUUCUUUAAGUCCUAGUUUAGUUUAUCUGUAAGAAUCCCACCGUCAUAGUCAUCACUCCAUUAUUACACCACGUAGAUUAAGUGACAAUCGUUCCAUAACCUCCACAACGUCCCCUUUGCAGCCUAAUCAGCCUCAGUGCAAAUAAUUUAUCAACCAGCUGCCAACAAAGACCAAUAAAUCAACAAUAAACAGUGAAACAUUCCUGUGUAAGCUUCCUUUUCCCUGCUGUGUGUUUAUGGACCAUGUGUUGUCAGUCCUGUUCUGAAUGGUUAUAUUGUACUUGACAUGAAUUAAACUAUGAGUUUUGUUUCGGUUUUACUUGAAUUGAUAGAUGAUUACAGCUGUAAUCUAAAUUUGUUUGAUACAAUAAAAUGUUUAAAUUAG
Messenger RNA from Betta splendens (Siamese fighting fish), 2560 nucleotides. Its product is annotated as protein phosphatase 1 regulatory subunit 1A-like. The record is from RefSeq and is a predicted model, not a curated record. The transcript is spliced from 7 exons. Gene Ontology annotation, biological process: intracellular signal transduction. Gene Ontology annotation, molecular function: protein phosphatase inhibitor activity. Gene Ontology annotation, cellular component: cytoplasm. The coding region runs from base 312 to 944 and encodes 210 amino acids. NCBI's taxonomy places the organism in Eukaryota, Metazoa, Chordata, Actinopteri, Anabantiformes, Osphronemidae.